AUGGAUAAGUUGCCCUUGGAAGCUCCUCCUAAUCCAUCCAAGCAUUUCUACGCCCUCAUAAACUACGAGGACAAAUAUGUCCAACCUCUAAUCCUAGACGCACUCAAAACCCAACUCCCUCCCAAUUCCUACACCCUCAUCUCCUCCCUAUCCGACCUCCCCACACCAAGUACACCCUUCCUCCAAAUCGGGGCCUACGAAUCUCUCCCCUUCUCCCACAUCAUGAGCCAUCCCACAACCUCCCUCACAAACGCCUACAUCAUCCGCAAAGCCCUGAUCCGAAAACACUAUCUCAACACCACGCGCGAGAACUGGAUCGCGAAACACCCGUCGUCUAUCCUAGCUACUAACAUAAAGCCCUCGUGUGAUUUCGAACUGGACUACGCGGAGUUUUUGGACGAUGCCUUGGUCGAAGCGUGGGAGCUCAAGGAGAGCUUCGCAAGAAAUGAGGGCAAGGCACCGAGUGAGAGGGAAUGGUGGAUUUUGAAACCUGGAAUGAGUGAUCGUGGACAGGGGAUACGGUUGUUUAGCUCGGAAGAAGAAUUACAAUCGAUAUUCGAAGAAUGGGAGGAGGGACAACCUGAUACAGACGAGGAAGAAGAAGACUCCGAUUUCGAAACGACAAAGAAACCAAAAGAGGAAGAAGAGAGAGAUACAAUUAUGACCUCUCACCUCCGCCACUUCAUCGCACAACCAUACAUCUCGCGUCCCCUCCUGCUCCCCGGCCCCUCCGGCCUCCCCACCAAAUUCCACAUCCGAACCUACGUCCUAGCCUUCGGCUCCCUAAAGAUCUACGUCUACAAACCCACGCUCGCCCUCUUCGCAUCAACACCCUACACUCCACCGACCUUCUCCUCAUCCCCCUCCGAUCUCCUAGCACACUUGACAAACACCUGUCUCCAAUCCUCUUCUUCCAGCACUACUACUCCCUCUUCCCCAACUGCCGCAAAACCCUACAACCCCGUCUCCUCCUUCUGGUCCCUAAACAUCCCGCGCCAAGAUAAAAUCUUCGACCAGAUAUGCGCCCUCACAGGAGACCUUUUCGAAGCAGCCGCCAAAGGGAUGCUCAUCCAUUUCCAGACGUUACCGAAUGCUUUUGAAGUCUUUGGUGUGGAUUUCCUCGUUGAUGAGCUGGGGACGACGUGGCUGCUGGAGGUUAAUGCGUUCCCCGAUUUUGGACAGACGGGGGAGGGGCUUAG
Messenger RNA from Hymenoscyphus albidus, 1199 nucleotides. The record is from the annotation of a GenBank genome assembly. Lineage: Eukaryota; Fungi; Ascomycota; Leotiomycetes; Helotiales; Helotiaceae.